Messenger RNA from Actinia tenebrosa (Australian red waratah sea anemone), 906 nucleotides. Its product is annotated as peroxiredoxin-6. Gene Ontology annotation, molecular function: peroxiredoxin activity. Gene Ontology annotation, cellular component: mitochondrion; cytosol. Gene Ontology annotation, biological process: cellular oxidant detoxification; cell redox homeostasis. The record is from RefSeq and is a predicted model, not a curated record. Lineage: Eukaryota; Metazoa; Cnidaria; Anthozoa; Actiniaria; Actiniidae.
UACUGCUCUCCCUCCUUCAUUCGAUCAUUGUUCUGAGUUCCUGGUGAUUGUCUCUCGAAAACUCUUGCAAAAAUGGUCAAUCUUGGAGAUAUUUUCCCUGAUUUCAAAGCAGAGUCCAGUGAUGGACCUAUUCAGUUCCAUCAGUUCAUUGAGGGAACGUGGGCCAUUAUGUUUUCUCACCCUGCUGACUAUACCCCAGUCUGCACAACAGAGCUUGGUCGUGUGGCACAACUCGCAGGUGAAUUCAAGAAGCGUGGUGUCAAGAUGAUUGCUCUAUCUUGUGAUGAUGUCGAGUCUCACAAAGGGUGGAUCAAGGACAUCAAUGCUUAUAGUGGUGAAGGAUUUCCUUAUUCAAUCCUGGCUGAUCCCAAGAGAGAGUUGGCUGUUCAGCUGGGAAUGGUCGAUCCUGAUGAAAAGGAUGCCAAGGGUCUUCCUCUGACAUGCCGAGCUGUAUUCAUUAUUGGGCCAGACAAGAAGCUCAAGCUUUCAAUUCUGUACCCUGCCACCACUGGACGCAAUUUCAAUGAGAUUCUUCGUGUGAUCGACUCCCUUCAGUUGACGGCCACAAAGAAGGUAGCCACACCUGUUGACUGGAAGAGUGGAGAAGACUGCAUGGUUCUGCCCAGUGUCUCUCAAGAAGAUGCUGUCAAGCUCUUCCCUAAGGGCGUCAAGGUCAAGGAACUCCCUUCAGGCAAGCAAUACCUCCGCUACACCCCCCAACCAGAAUAAACACAACAAACUCUUCACACUGAAGAUGCAACGUAACAGGACUACGAGACAGUUUUAACAGUUUUAUAGUACGUACAGAGUAGAAUAUAGUCUCCAUGAGGGAAGUGUAUCUUUGUAGGUGCUACGUCCAGAAAUGUGACAAAGUAUUAAACUUUUUCAUCAUACGCUUUUUCUUUA